CUGGCCACUUCCUCUUUCAGCUCGCGAGUGAGCAAUGAAUUAGGAGCAGGAAAUCCAAAAUCAGCCUCAUUUUCUGUUUUGGUGGUGACCGUGAUUUCUUUUAUAAUAUCAAUUAUAAUAACACUUUUGGUGAUUGCAUUAAGAGAUGUCAUUAGCUAUAUCUUUACCGAUGGAGAAGAGGUUUCUACUGCUGUUUCAGAUCUUUGUCCGCUCCUUGCCCUUUCCAUUGUUCUCAAUGGCGUUCAACCUGUCUUAUCAGGGGUGGCUGUUGGAUGUGGAUGGCAACGUUUUGUUGCAUAUGUAAAUGUUGGUUGUUAUUAUGAAAUUGGUAUACCUUUAGGUUCGAUUCUUGGUUUUUAUUUCAAAUUUGGUGCCAAGGGAAUAUGGUUGGGAAUGUUAGCUGGGACAAUUUUGCAAACAAUUAUUUUAGUGUGGUCCACAUUUCGAACCGAUUGGACUAAAGAGGUUGAAGAAUCAAGAAAGAGGUUGAACAAGUGGGAGGACAAGACUGAUGAUAUGCACCUUAAGAACAGAGAGGCCCUUUGUUUUGAAAUGUGAUUAAGAUGUCAUAACUUCAAUUAAACCAGUGUUGUGAUAUAAAUUAAAUGAGUUUCUAUUUUUUUCUUGAAAAAUAAAAACUAUAAAAAUAUGUUAAUGUCAUGUAAAAUUCAGUAUAUGAUUAUUUGUGUUCAGAUGAUUGUGAGGAAGUGAUGCAGAUUCGUUGGCAAUGUAUAUAAUCAUAAUACAUUAUGCUAGGGAUGAUAUGAUAUGUUUAUGGUUGCUUUCUAUUGUAAUUUUUUGAAUAAAAUUAUUACGAUUUCACCA
Lathyrus oleraceus (garden pea) is the source of this 825-nucleotide messenger RNA. RefSeq names its product protein DETOXIFICATION 40. The transcript is spliced from 4 exons. Gene Ontology annotation, biological process: transmembrane transport. The annotation marks the transcript as partial. Gene Ontology annotation, cellular component: membrane. The record is from RefSeq and is a predicted model, not a curated record. Gene Ontology annotation, molecular function: xenobiotic transmembrane transporter activity; antiporter activity. NCBI's taxonomy places the organism in Eukaryota, Viridiplantae, Streptophyta, Magnoliopsida, Fabales, Fabaceae.